AUGUCUAAUGUUGAUGUAAUUUCUGUUGCAGCGCGGGAUGCCGGCGCGGUGACCAUCAACUACGGGCUGUUCGUGGAGAACGUCAUGAACUUCCUCAUCAACGCCGUGUUCCUGUUCUUCGCGGUGAAAAAAGUGUUUGAGGUGGUGUUCAAGCGCAACGUGCUGGUCAAGAAGCAGUGUCCCUAUUGUAAGGAGUUCGUGAAGGGCAAUGCCACCCGGUGCAAGGAGUGCGGCUCGGAUAUCGACUCGCCCCCGAAUGCGCGCGGCGGAUACAGGCCUGUGGAAAUAUAG
Phytophthora sojae is the source of this 291-nucleotide messenger RNA. RefSeq lists its product as hypothetical. Gene Ontology annotation, biological process: monoatomic ion transport; intracellular water homeostasis. The transcript has 2 exons. Gene Ontology annotation, molecular function: mechanosensitive monoatomic ion channel activity. The record is from RefSeq and is a predicted model, not a curated record. NCBI's taxonomy places the organism in Eukaryota, Oomycota, Peronosporomycetes, Peronosporales, Peronosporaceae. Bases 1 to 291 code for a protein of 96 amino acids.